Molecule: messenger RNA, 1795 nt
Organism: Amblyraja radiata (thorny skate)
Lineage: Eukaryota; Metazoa; Chordata; Chondrichthyes; Rajiformes; Rajidae
Gene: tamm41
Product: TAM41 mitochondrial translocator assembly and maintenance homolog
Exons: 8
Coding region: 415-1251 (278 amino acids)
Biological process (GO): cardiolipin biosynthetic process; CDP-diacylglycerol biosynthetic process
Cellular component (GO): mitochondrion
Molecular function (GO): phosphatidate cytidylyltransferase activity
Source: RefSeq, a predicted model, not a curated record
GCUGAGUUACUCCUGCAUUUUGUGUCUAACUUUGGAGUACUAUUGUGCAGUUGUGGAGGAUUUGGAGGCAGUGCAGCAGGUGUUCAUCAGGAUGCUGUCUGGAUUGGAAUAUGUUAGUUAGAGGGAGAGGUUGGACAACUUGGAUUGGUUUUUUUCUGGAGCAUCAGAGACUAAGGACUCACCUGAAAGAAGAAUGUACAACACUGAACGUGACUCUAUAAUACUGUGGUGAAAAACAAUGAGAGAUGCUGUCUGACCCAGAGUCCCUCCAACAGUUUGUUUUCUGUUCAAGAUUUCAGCAGUCACGUGAACUGAAGCAGUUAUUUUUAACUGAAGUGCAGAGAAUUGGGACGUCUGAGGAAUAAUGUGCUGGAUUUUAUCUUUGCCGUUGAUGAUCCCGUGACCUGGCACACAAUGAAUAUUAUGAAAAAUCCACAGCAUUAUUCUUUCUUGCGAUUUUUUGGACCAAAGCACGUCAGUAAAAUACAGAAUAAUUAUGGAGCUGGAAUAUAUUACAAUACAUUAGUACCAUGUGAUGAGAGGAUAAUCAAAUAUGGUGUUAUCAGUACGGGGACUCUGAUUGAAGACCUUCUUCAUUGGAAAAAUUUAUACAUUGCUGGAAGACUGCACAAACCUGUGAAAAUUUUGAUCCAAGAUGAAAAUGGCAAAUUGCAAGCUGCAUUGGCUAAGAAUCUGAAGAGUGCAGUGAUGGCAGCCUUUCUCAUGCUGCCAGAAUCAUUUACUGAGGAGGAGCUCUACGUCCGUAUCGCUGGGCUGUCUUACUAUGGUGAUUUCCGAAUGAUUAUAGGAGAAGACCGAUCGAAAGUAAUGAAUAUUGUCAGUGCAAAUAUGGAAAAUUUCCAAAGACUCUACAAUCAUAUUUUACAGGAGUGCCCUCAAGUGGUCUAUAAGCAGCAUUUGGGUAAAUUAGAGCUCGAUAAAAGUCCAGAAGGUCAAUUGAAUCUAUUGAUGGCUUUGCCCAGAACUCUUCAACAAGAAAUCACUCGUUUGGUAGAUCAACCAGGAAAAAAUAGAGAUGUAGAAGAGAUUCUACUUCAAGUAGCUCAAGACCCAGACUGUGGAUUGAUAAUACAGCUAUGUGUAGCUGGUAUCGUAAAAACUUCAAGUAUAACCCAAAGUGCAAAAGGAAUCCUUACUGCUGGUAUGAAAAAAUCAAUUACCUACAGCAUGAAGAAGAUGCAUAAAAUGUGGAGGGGCUGGAGAAGAAAAGCCGUCAAAAGUGUUUGCUAAUUAUAAUUUAAACUACAUUUUUUUAAAUAUUUUUUUUAUGAAGCUUAACAGCUAUUUGGGUUUUUUCGCAAGUCCCUGCGAUAAUUUAUAGAAUCAUUGUUUGUAAAGCCUGGAGAGUAACCCUUUUCCACUCAGUAUCGUCAAUAGUAACUCAAUGCCUUUCAUUCCCAAAUAAUUUUAUGAAUACAUAUUUACAAUAUAUACUUUGCAUUGGUCAUCAUUACACUGUAACGGAACAUCAGUGUAAAUAUCCAAGUGUUGCAAUAGUAGGCAUUUAGAGAUUAGUGGGUUAUUAGGAUCUUGUUAUGUAAACUGAAUAAAGGUAAAUACAUCAAUAGGAAACUUAGGUUCUAUAAUUGUUAUUUAACCAUCUGUAAGUGAAUUUCAUUUACCAACAUUGCAAUGUCGCAGUGGGCAUGCACAUUUUGCUUAUUUGUGAAAUUUGUUUUCAGAUCACUUGGAAAACAUUUUUAACUAUGUUGAUUUAACUGAACAUUGAAUAAUUGAACACUGUAUUAAAUCAACAUGGUUCGGAGAAGAUUAA